AUGAUUUGUAAAUGUAAUAAUUUUAAUUACAUUUGGUAUAAUGAAAAUGACUUGAAAUAAAAAUAGAUUUUAACAUUAGAAUAAAGUAAUUAGUUCCUUGAAAAUAUCAAUUUAAUAGUUUAGGAUGAAUUGAUGGAAUUUAUAAAAGUAAGUCUAGGAUUUUCAUAAACUAAAUUAAGGAAGUAUUUUUUCUAAAAUAAUUUGAAAUUAGCCUUCAUUUCGUCUACUUUUCCCAAUGACCCCAACCUAUCUUUUAAAUUAAGGAAAAUAUUUCUUUCCUUUUAAAAAUUUUUUUUGUCCAAAAAUUUAGUUUUUUACAACAAUUUAGUUUCUUACAAAAAUUUAUAUUAUUAAAAAAAAAAAAAAAAUAUAUAUUGUUAGAACAUUCAACGUUGUCUGACAACUGAAAUCAAUUUAUAGUUAGAAAACUCAAUUGUCAAAGAUGUAAAAUUUGAUAAUGAUAACUUUUAUUAAGCUAUUCAUGAGCAGAACAAAACUAGCACAAGACAAUUGGGCAAUCGACAGCAACAGGAGCAGAACAAGACUACCACAAACAAUGGGCAAAAGGAGAUAGUAUGUGGUAUAUCAUUUGAGUGCCAAAACAGAAAUAAAAUCUCCUAGCUUAAUAUAAGAAAAUGUUUUUUCUCCUUUUGAAAAAAUUUUUUUUUUAUACAAAAUAUAGAAAAUUUAUUUUUCAAAUUAAAAAAAUAACAUUCAACAUUAUAUAAUUGCUGAAAUAAACUUCUAAUGGAACAACCCAUUUUUUGAUUUUCCUUAACAAUAUUUACAAUGA
Messenger RNA from Paramecium sonneborni, 793 nucleotides. NCBI's taxonomy places the organism in Eukaryota, Ciliophora, Oligohymenophorea, Peniculida, Parameciidae. The record is from the annotation of a GenBank genome assembly.